Molecule: messenger RNA, 1383 nt
Organism: Ogataea philodendri
Lineage: Eukaryota; Fungi; Ascomycota; Pichiomycetes; Pichiales; Pichiaceae
Exons: 1
Coding region: 1-1383 (460 amino acids)
Source: RefSeq, a predicted model, not a curated record
AUGCUGCUCAGAUUACUCCUCUUCCCCCUGUUGGUGGUGGGAAUAGGUACCGAGGUCGCCCAGGGAGACUACAAUUAUGCUGUUGGGCUGGCUAUGCGAGAUUACUUCUACUAUACUCAUGAAACGUCAUAUUUCCAGACCUCAGAAGCGUCGGUGUUCGCAUCGAUAGCCAGUCAGUACGACGAAAACAUGUUCUUCGACCAUCAGUUGGCCACGUCCAUGAUCGAUUAUGCCACAUCGAUGUUGUCCGAGCUGCCUUCCUCCGACCAACAAUACGUUCUAUCUAGGGCUACUGGGUAUUAUACAAGAUUCACAUCGAUCGACCAGAACGUCAACACUCUUUUGGAGUUUCCAAGCACAACACCAACACAAACACAAUGGGACACAGAAAUCAUCAUUCCCGCAAACCAAUCCGCUACAUACCAAACUUACUACAAGCUCGCCCGGUGCAACGCUUUAUGUUACGAUAUUGCCACUUAUGGCCGCGAAUACAACCAGAUGGCCAUCACUAACCCUGGAUUUGCAUCGAGUUUGAACAACGUGGUCAGUGCAUACUCCACGGAAUCGGAUGUUUUGAGAAUCAAUCUGGAAUGUGACAGUUUGUUGGCAUAUCUGAGUCAGAUCCCGUGGAGCGGGAGAAUCCUACAAGGGGCCAAGAGCUCGUACUUGAUUCUGCAGAUGAACUACAACACUCCUACACCGGAUCCGGACUACAUGACUGUGACAUACUACCAGCCGUGGGUGUACAUUUCCACUUCCGCAACUGUGGCUACCACUACCACCAUAGGACCCUCGGAAGCGGCAUCUGCCUCGGUUCCGACGGACACGGGCUCAUACAUCACGACGACCACGACAUUGACUUCGCGGUCCGUGAAUACCGAGACCCCGCUGGCGUCGAUGACCAGCACGCCGGACUCGGUUGUCAACAAGACAGAUACCAUGACAAUCGAAUACAACGGACAGAACAUCUUCUCUGCGGUGAUCGAGGGGCUGUUGAUUGAUUAUAGAAACCAUACAGACGAUUAUAUCUCGCUGAUCACGAGUAACAGCAAUCUGCAAAUUGUUCAAAAUUACACAAGCAUGAUCGAGGACUACAAGACCAGGACGUCGCAGCCGGAUCUGGACGAGUACGAGUCAAUCGUCAAGAUCAUCUACACGUUUGCCAACAUCAUUCCGUGGCGGUCUCGGAUCUGGGAUGGAAUGGGAUGGUGGUACACCAACCAGAUGCUGUCGCAGAAUGAAAAGACGCACUCCUUUUCUCAGGGUGCAGGACAAUUCUUCACCCAACUGUACAACCCGCAACUAACGGGACAACUGGACGCUCGACUCACCUCGGUGCCGGCGCUUAAAACGGACGCAGGUAUCGGGUUUGAAGAUUCGUGA